CCCAAAGCAAGAUGGCGGUGCAAGAGACAGCAGCUCAACUCUCUAUGGCCCUAAAGGUGCAAGAAUACCCAACUUUAAAGGUUCCUUAUGAAACCUUGAACAAGCGCUUCCGAGCAGCCCAAAAGAACAUUGACCGAGAGACCAGUCACGUGACCAUGGUGGUGGCAGAGCUGGAGAAAACACUCAGUAGCUUUCCAGUGGUGGAUACUGUAGUCUCUCUUUUGGACGGCGUGGUUGAAAAGCUCAGCGCCCUCAAGAGAAAGGCAGCUGAGUCCAUCCAAGCAGAAGAUGAAAGCGCCAAGUUAUGCAAGCGACGCAUAGAGCACCUGAAGGAGCACAGCAGUGAUCAGCCAGCCAGCGUUAAUGUUUGGAAAAAGAAGCGCAUGGACCGCAUGAUGGUGGAGCACUUACUACGCUGCGGCUAUUACAACACUGCUGUCAAGCUAGCCAGGCAAAGCGGAAUUGAGGAUCUGGUCAACAUAGAAAUGUUUCUUACUGCAAAAGAAGUCGAAGAAUCUCUCGAACGUCAGGAAACUGCUACCUGUCUGGCAUGGUGCCAUGAUAACAAGUCUCGCUUGCGGAAAAUGAAAAGCUGUUUGGAGUUCAGUUUAAGGAUCCAAGAAUUUAUUGAACUCAUUCGACAAAACAAACGGAUGGAUGCAGUAAGACAUGCACGCAAACACUUCAGCCAAGCAGAAGGAGGGCAGUUGGAUGAGGUACGGCAGGUGAUGGGCAUGCUGGCGUUUCCCUCAGACACGCAUAUCUCACCAUAUAAGGAUCUCUUGGAUCCAGCUCGAUGGAAAAUGUUGAUUCAGCAGUUCAGAUAUGACAACUACAGAUUACACCAGCUGGGGAACAACUCCGUGUUUACCAUUACCCUGCAGGCAGGGCUGUCUGCCAUCAAAACCCCGCAGUGUUAUAAAGAAGAUGGCACUUCCAAAAACCCAGACUGUCCCGUCUGCAGUAAGUCGCUAAACAAAUUGGCGCAACCUCUUCCCAUGGCUCACUGUGCAAACUCGAGGCUGGUGUGCAAAAUCUCUGGCGAGGUCAUGAAUGAGAACAAUCCUCCCAUGAUGCUGCCUAAUGGCUAUGUGUAUGGAUACAAUUCACUCCUGUCCAUUCGUCAAGAUGAUAAGGUGAUAUGCCCCAGGACCAAAGAGGUUUUCACCUUUUCCCAGGCUGAAAAGGUUUAUAUUAUGUGAUGGAAGCGCCACAUUGGUUCUGGAACGUUAACUUGCGUCGACAUCGUAGGCUGGGCACCAAUUGUCGAAGGAUGUCAGUCUUUCAGCCCUUGUUCCAUUCAAGCGAAAAUCAUUGACGAGAUGCCCCUGCCCUCAACAGGUCUACAAGACCUUCAUUGAACUGAUGGUUCAGAAUCACACUGGAUCGUCCUGCUCUAAAUGGACAGUUGUGACAAGGGAGUGUUUUUUUUAAAAGGUUGAUAGUUUGGCAUUUAUUUAACUGGUUUCUUUUCAGUAGUGUAAAACAAACCAACAUGACUCCAUAUCAGUUUAUCUCAAAGGAGCUUCUGCCUUGUAGUGUGUUAACAAAAUGAAUUAUUCAUUGUUGGUUUUUUGAACAAGGGCACCCAUUUAGGUCAUUAUUUUUAGAUAGGGAGUAGGUAGUUAGUUAUAGAGAACACUCUCUGAUGCCUUGCUUUUGCACCUGUGAAAUCUGUGACAACAUGCAUUUGUUAAUGUGAUGUUUUUGGGGGUUUUUUUGCUGACGUCCUCAGUUCAUGAGGAAACGUUUAAAAAAAAUGUUGUAGCAUUUAUAGCAAUAUUGGUUUUUAUCAGAAAAUGGUGGAUAUACAGACUAGAAAGACCGUGUUCUCUGGUGUUAAGUUGAGGGUAAACAUCACAUUAGUUUACAGUUUCUUAUAUCAUCAUCAUCAUCCACAUUAUUUAAAUAAGACAAUAUAUGUGUGACCAAAGUCCUUGGAGGACGUGUGCAAAAAAAAAGAAUUGAUAGAUGUGCGUACAUUUGGAGAAAUCUUUUUUUCUCUCUCUCCUUCUUUCUAUGGUAUGCUGUGUUAUACAAAACAAUGUCAUGUUGUCAUGCUGCAUUUAGUGCUCUUUUGUGACUAAAGGUUUGGUUGUAAACAUUAAGCAGUGUUUGGUAGAUUCAAAUCUUGCAUAGUUUACUUAGAUGGAAUUUCCUUUUUUUUUUUUUUCCUCUCUCAUCAAAGUGUGUCAUCUUUGAAACCCUUAAAUUGUAAUGUAAUGCGUUUGGGUUCUUUUGUUUACAAAAUGACUAGUUUUAAAUUUGUAGCAAGUUGCCAAUGGUCAUUUUGAGCACAAUUUCAAGGCCGGAUAUUGUUAAAAGUAUUUUUUCAUGAUGUUCCCCAUGGACACAAUCUCAGAGUCUCAGGUUUCACAGGAUCAACAGCAGAGAGAACUAAGGAGGGAGGCCUAUGAAAGGCACUUCGGUCUUUUAGUUUCACCUUAAUGUAAACCAACAAUCACCUGUUGGAAGUGAUUCUCCAAGUAUGUGUUUAACUGUAAUUGUGGAAAGACUUGCUUAGAUACAGCGCAUGCAUGUGUAUUUUAGUAGGAUAGAUGGGUUGUUCGUGUCAAAUUGCCAAUAAAGAUUGAUUUGAUUAUA
Molecule: messenger RNA, 2604 nt
Organism: Danio aesculapii
Lineage: Eukaryota; Metazoa; Chordata; Actinopteri; Cypriniformes; Danionidae
Gene: maea
Product: macrophage erythroblast attacher, E3 ubiquitin ligase
Exons: 9
Coding region: 12-1202 (396 amino acids)
Biological process (GO): proteasome-mediated ubiquitin-dependent protein catabolic process
Cellular component (GO): nucleus; GID complex; cytoplasm
Molecular function (GO): protein binding; ubiquitin protein ligase activity
Source: RefSeq, a predicted model, not a curated record